Hippoglossus stenolepis (Pacific halibut) is the source of this 9061-nucleotide messenger RNA. Its product is annotated as spermatid perinuclear RNA binding protein. Bases 754 to 3015 code for a protein of 753 amino acids. Gene Ontology annotation, molecular function: double-stranded RNA binding; single-stranded RNA binding. NCBI's taxonomy places the organism in Eukaryota, Metazoa, Chordata, Actinopteri, Pleuronectiformes, Pleuronectidae. The transcript has 20 exons. The record is from RefSeq and is a predicted model, not a curated record. Gene Ontology annotation, cellular component: precatalytic spliceosome.
CCCGUGCAGACCAGUAGGCGGCUCCUCGCGCGCUCCCUGCUCUGAACCGUCUCGCGCUCCUCGCGCUCCGCUGUCCCGGUUGUCAAGGCACCUACAGUCUGUGACUGCAGCUCGCGCGGCGGUGACAGCUCCCACACCGGCUCCUGUCGGAUUUUUUGUUCCGUCGUGUGGAUGGAUUUGUUUUCUCUGGCGGACAUUUAACCACCCAACACUCGCGCGUGCCUUUUGUUUCUGCACCGUGCGUGUGAUCCGUGUGAAUGACAGAGGAAACGCGGCUCCCCUCUCUCUCUCUCUCUUCCUGCUGAACCGGCUCGUUGACAUACCUCAACACGAGGCACGGCGAAACCCCAGAAACACCCGCUUCCCAGCCGAGAGGUCACAACCGUCACUACCAGCCCCUCGGUGUGCAAAGGUCCCUUCACGCCCGCCUGCUCGGUAUCAUGUGAGAUCCUGAUGCUGAAGCGGCAGAAUGGUACUGAGGCUUGUCCCGCUCUGACACAGUGACUCCAGACAGACUGGCUGAGAGACGCUGAAAAAAAGAAGUGGGCCGAUAAAGAGAUAGGAGGACAGAAGGAGAAGUACAACCUCUCGCAGAGCGGUGGCCAGAGUGACAGAAGAGCACAUGACGAGGGCGAACGGCUUCACAGCAGCAUCCUGACCGGUAGCCUCGCUCCUGCACCCGACCACGCGCCCGGCAGCACCAGCGAGCGGGCAUCAGAAGGAAGGAAACGUGCGACCGCCCCUCCUGCAGGCAUGAGGUCCUUCCGGUCCUUCAGUAACGAUGACCGCCAUGUCAUGGCAAAACACUCCACCAUCUACCCGUCCUCUCAAGAGCUGGAGGCAGUUCAGACGCUGGUGUCCACUGUGGAGUGUGCCCUCAAACAUGUCUCCGAUUGGCUGGAUAAGAGCAGAAGUAACGUCGACAGCAAACCAGCAGACAGCACAGAGGAGGACGACCCUGGCGAUGAGCCUAGCGAGGAAACAGUGGAAUCCAGUAACAGCUGCAGCAACAAGGAGUCCAGCAGCGGUGGCGUGCUGUGUGGCGUGAUGAGGAUCGGCCUCGUGGCCAAAGGCCUCCUGGUUAAAGGCGACAUGGACCUGGAGCUGGUGCUCAUGUGCAAAGGCAAACCCACACAGACAUUGCUGGACACUGUCUGUCACCAUUUACCCACACAGAUCGAAAAGCUGACAGAAGAGAAAUAUGAAGUCACAAGCUCCUUGCCCGAGGCAGCCAUCUUGGUACAAACUACGACAGAACCCAAACUCACGCUGAAGAUUACUCUCACCUCACCGACCAUGAGGGAGGAUGAUGAUGAGGAGGAGGAAGAGGAGGAGCAGGAAGAGGAGGAGGAAGAAGAGCAGGAAGAGGCCGUGGAGAACGGGGAGGAUGGAGAAGAAGAACAGGAGGAAGUGCAGGAGGAAGUAAAGGAGGAAGAGGAAGAGAAGGAGAAGAACGGGCAAGUGUUGGGUGCUGCUGCGCACAGAGUGGAGGCUGAGGAGGAGGAGGAGGGGGAGGUGCUGGAUAGACACAGAUGUCUGUUGGCCCUGGCAGCGCUGCGACACGCCAAGUGGUUCCAGGCUCGAGUGAACGGACUCAAGUCCUGCGUAAUUGUUCUCAGGAUACUUAGAGACAUGUGCAAUAGACACCCUGUCUGGGAACCUCUAAAAGGAUGGCCAUUAGAGCUCAUCUGCGAGAAGGCAAUUGCCACCUGCAACAGACCUCUCGGAGCGGGAGAAGCCCUGCGCCGAGUCAUGGAGUGUCUGGCCUCAGGCAUUCUGCUACCAGGUGGUCCAGGUUUGCACGACCCAUGUGAGAAAGAGCCAACGAACACACUUGCCAACAUGACCGACCAGCAGGCUGGAGCCAUUACCUUCAGAGCACAGCAUGCUCUCAGACUCAUGGCGUUCGGACAGAUCUACAAGGUGUUGGAGAUGGAGCCUCUCCCCUCAAAUAAACCAUCACAGAAAUACCCCUGGUCUGAUAAAGAAGGCUUGGGUCUGAAGAGGCCAUACGAGGAUGGAUUUAUGGACGACAAGGACCUCAUUAAGAAGAUGAAGAGGAAUCUGAGGAAAGUCUUGGACAGCAAAGCCAUAGACUCCAACCAGCCAAUGAACGCCCUGAUGCGGCUGAACCAGAUCCGGCCGGGGCUUCAGUAUCGCCUGCUGUCUCAGUCGGGCCCGGUUCACGCUCCGGUCUUCACCAUGUCUGUGGAUCUGGAUGGAACCAUUUACGAAGCAUCUGGAUCGUCCAAGAAGACGGCCAAGCUCCACGUCGCUGUCAAGGUUCUCCAGGCGAUGGGCUACCCGACGGGUUUCGACUCAGACCUGGACCCCAUGAGUUCAGAUGAGAAGUCGGACGGUGAAGGGAAGAGCGACACGUCCUCACAUACGAGCAAUAACCCAACUCACACCUCGGACAGCUCCAACACACUGGAGGUGGGGGAUAAGAAACGUACAGAAGUGCGAACUCAGGGUCCCAUACUGACAGCAAGUGGGAAGAAUCCUGUCAUGGAGCUGAACGAGAAGAGACGAGGCCUCAAAUAUGAGCUCAUCUCUGAAAGUGGAGGCAGCCAUGACAAACGUUUCAUUAUGGAGGUGGAGGUGGACGGGCAGAAGUUUCGUGGGGCAGGCCCCAACAAAAAGGUAGCAAAGGCCAGUGCUGCUCUAGCCGCCCUGGAAAAACUCUUCUCUGGUCCCAACGCAGCUGCAAACAAGAAGAAGAAGAUAUUGCCUCAGACUAAAGGAGCCCUGGCGGCAGCGGCAGCGGCCUCAGCAGUAGCAGCUCAGGUCGCCAGAGGAAGAGGAAGAGCAGCACUCGCGAGAGGAGCCUUCGUCAGUGCAGCUGCACCUGGAUACGUCACGCAAGGCUUCGGGACGCCAUAUGGCUACAGCCCUGCUGCAGCAGCUGCUCCUGCAUACGGGGGACUUUUCAUUGACAAUCCCUUCUACCAGCCGCGGACCCUCGCUCCAUUUAUCAUCCACCUGGGCCCCCAGGAUCUCUUCUCUGACUUCUAGAUGAAGCAGGUUUUUGGAUUCUCUUGUCACUCUCACAUGCCCACCUGUUUUUCUGUCCCUGUGGGUGGGCUGCCUUUCUGACCCCGGCUGACGGACUCACGGAUGCUUAUCAGUUUUUGUUUGAUCAGUCCACUGGGGGGAAAUAAAACUUUUCAGCAGAACUGUCCAACCCACAGACCCAGAGGCUCGAAGCGCCUCUCUCCCAUUUUCUCCCCUCUCCAUCCAGAUGGUCUCGUCGGAGGAGGAGGGCGACUUUCCAAUAAGCAAUACUCGGAUUUUACGGAAAACGUUCAGCUGCGACUGUGCGAGGCUUUGGCUGAACCUCUGUCUUUCUUAUAGCAAUACAUCUGAACUCGUCUCUUUGAGCUCAACUUACUUGAGAAGAUGUGAAUGUUCGAUGGAGUUUUACCCAACACAGCAUUGCAAUAGUUCAUUUUGAUUGUAUAUUCAUUGUAUGUGUGUGUGUACGUGUGGCUAUAACGUUACUAUAUACACAUAUGUAUGGUGUAUGUUUCUAUAAUGAUGUGUUGAUGAUAAUAUUACUAUACGAUGAUGUAUUUAUGUAAAUACUCUACAAAAUAUAACUAUUGUUGGUAUAAAUUAUUUUAGAAUUAUAAAGUGAAAUCUAACUAAUAUCACAGUAUAGCUUUCUUCCAAUUUUAUAUACACUGAGCAAUUGAAGCUAGUUCUAGAAGAUGCAAUAUUAUCUUUGGUAUUCCUAUUAACCCUGUGCUGUUAGAAUUAUAAUGCUUCCUUCUUUCUUUCCUUCACUUUUCCUCUAUCUUUGAUGUCUUUCUGAGCACGUUCUCCGCUGCCCGAGGUUUGUUUACAUGGGCUGGACAAAGAAGUGCUCACACACUCAUAACCUGAUCCACACACACACACUUCAUGUCAGAAAGCACAUUUUCUAUAGUCUCACUGCUGGCAGGGAACACUGUUGUUACAAAUACUGUACGUGUAUAAUAUGUGUAUACUCUGAUGUACGUGCUCCUCCCUUCUAACAUGAACGGACUCCCCCAUCGACACACUGGCCUUAGGGACACAAAGCACAGCUCUAUGACACCGCUAAAAGCUCCUCCCUGCUGCAAACACAUUCACACACUCCUCCCUCCAUCCUCCUCUGGCCCGUCUCCACUAUGAAGUGAUGCUGCUGGUGGCAGGAACACAAAAAGGCCAAGUUAACACAGUGGGAAGGACACCACACAGACUACUGGCAAUCUAAAGAUAAAGCCCGGCUAAGAUUUUAGAGAGCAGGACAUUGAAUUGGAUUCAUAUGGUUCUGUCUCUUAUUAUUUGCCCAAACUGAUUUCUCCUGUAGCAUUUUCGAGUGGAUUUAUGGGGGUGGACACAUUUCAGCAGUUGUUGACAUCAACUGAAUAGAUGUUUUGAAGCUUAUUAGUGUUUUACCAUAUGAUGCCUUUGCCACAACAUCUGAGCAAAGAAGAUAAAACCUGGUUAGACCCAAGAUCCAUGUUUCAGCGACCACGGCUGCCUGUGACCAACUGAGGAAAAGAUACCUAGAUAUAAGAAAAUGUACCAGAAGCUCCUUCAAAAGCCUUAAAGACUCUAAAAACUCUGUCAAAUGAUCAGAGUAUUGGUCUAUGACAUUAAACUCAUCCGAAUAAGAAACAAAGUCCAAGUUUAGCAUAAACCAUCAUAGUUAUCAAGUAGAGUUUUAGAUUCAGUUCAUCUGUUUCAGUUGGACUUGUUCUGUUCCUGGUUGAUCAGCGUUGCCAACUCGUGAUUGGUUCCCCUGUUGUGACAUCACUUUUCUACAACUGAACCUCUGGUCAAAUUAGUGAGAAAAGCAAAGAACAAACACAGAUGCAGAAACAGUUCCAGCUGUAGUGGAGCUUAUUUUCAUGUGAGACCCCGUCAUUUAUAAAAGGAAGCUGAUUGUAAAAAUGUGUGUUCAGAGCCUUUACUGUGCUUUUUAAUGGAACUAUUUAAAGACACCAGUAACCACAUGUGAGGAAGCAAAAUUAGAUUCUGAGAUCAAAAUGUCUUGUAAAAGAAAAAUGUUGAUACUGACUUUGUAUUUGAGGCAGAGGUUGAGUCAUUUGAAGAUUUGAAGCCUCUUCGUGUCAUUUAUGGUUCUUCAUCUUCUUUUCCCACUGACCUCAGCUCCCUGUCACUGUCCUGGUUUCUGCAGAGGAAUUUAUGGAAGAGAGAGAGUUUUGUUGGUUUUAAUUUCUUAUCACUACUUGACAGUAUAAUGGUAGUGUUGUGAGUCAUACCCAGCACAUAGUCAAUUUACAUGGUAAUUAUUAGACAGAGAUGGCGUCAAACUGUGGUUUUCUGGUGUCACAGCGCUGCAUGGGCUUAAAAAUCUCCACACACACAGUACCAGGGAGAAUUCAGGCAAAUGUCUGUGGUGCUUACAUGCUUCUUCGUUUUCUUACCCUCUAAUAGAGACAAUAUGUCAGUCAGCAGAGGUAAACUGAACAGAAUGUGCAUCACAAUGCUUUGAUUCUCCUCAUGCUCGCCUUGAUCUGGGCGCCAGCUUGAUCUCCUGUGUUGUGCCAACUUCGAUUCCACUAAAACGUCUCGAGAACGAGACAACAGACUCACUGAGGUUUUUCAAAACAGGUAAAAUUAGACUCAAAUGUUUGUGACGUCACUGAAGAUGGAAGAAAGUGCGACACCGAGCUAUGAUGAAGAGGUUGGAGGUUGUGCGGUUGUGUCAGAGCAGUGAAGUCAAUUCUACCACUGGUUUUAAUCCUCUGCCAUGUUAAUGUGUCGUCCUGCCCUGCAGGAAUCUGUAUUUAAAAUCACAGAAACUUCAUUAUACACAGCCAUUAAUCCAUUUUAGAAAUGUAAUUGGCCCUUAAAAAUGUUUAAUUGCACAAAAGCUGCUACACCACUAUGCUGCAAAUUAAAACUUAAUAGAUACAGCAUUUUAUUUGCUAAUCUUUGUUUACAUACAGUGUGGAAAUGCAUCAGGUUUGAAUUUACCAGAGUAAAUUAGCAGCUUUAAAUUGCUUAAGCAUUAAAAUACUUCCCUGACAGUUUUAUCGUUGCAUCUCCAUGUUUAUCGUUUAUGGAUCUUUGCAGCACACAGUUUUGAUUAUUCUCAGCUUUUCCCUGCGGCUUUCCAGCAGAUCCCAGCGCACGUGUAGUCGUCUCAUUUCCAAAAACUCUCCAACAAGAAUCUGACGCUGCUUUACCGAGACUUUUCAUCCUCUUGUGGAAUUCACACACAGGUGAAUAACUUGGAGCUUUGCUGUGUUGAAACAGACUCUCCCUCUCUCCAGAUGGCCCACAUUAAUAAGGCAGACGCAUACCUCAGUGAGCAACCUUUUCAUUUCCCCUCAGACGGAACAGACACAGUCACCCGGGCUACUGACCCUGUCCUCUUGGUCUGUUGGCUGGACAACUGCUCUCAGAGGAAACGUGGCAGAGCCCAGGGAGACACAGUCAGUCUAAAAGUGGCAGAAAGCGUCUGGUGGGACUGUACAAGCUGAUCCACAGCUGGCUGGUCAUUUCAUCUCGUUAGGCAGAGGUCCCACAGAUUGUAUCUCAGAAAAAGGAGGUUCGAUUUUUGGCCCUGUCUUUUGGUUCGUUGGUUUUUUUGUCAGCAGAAUUUUACAAAAAUGUACUGAGCAGAUUUUCAAAUAAAUUGACACUAGGACAGGACAUCAACCAGGAAGAACCCGUUAGAUUUGAAUGCAUAUCCAGUAAGAUUUUUCACUUUCUAAAAUUCCUAGAUAUGAUUUCCCAGGUAAUACUUUAUCUGAGAGUGUGUGAAAUUUGGUGCAGCUUGAUUGAACUUAAGGGGACUGUUGGUCUACUGGGUGCCAUUCUAGUUAUUUAUAAAUGUAUUGAGGUGCAAAAACAAAUCAGUGAUGUUAUAUUUAAAAUUUUACUCCUAGUACCUUUCCCCGUACUGAAUAAAGAUGAAAACCAGCCACACUUUACUUUGAAACUCCUCAGAAUGAUAUGUUUUCCUGAAGAAUGGCUCUCGGUGGCAGGCUCGGGACGGUCACGUCUGUGUGGAUAGAUUUUCUAGAGACUAAUGGGUGUUUGUGCUGGACCUGAGCUUUGAUGGAUGUUGUUCCUGCUCCAGCGAUCCCUAGAAAUUUCUCUAACCGUGGCAGCCAUUGUCAACAUACUCGCCUCCCUCUCCCUGCAUCUACAGUUUUACUAACACUGCCCGUCUGUGGGCGUUCAACAACAACAACAACUUACACCUGUAAUCCAAGAAGCACAAAACAAACACGACCAGUGCACCCACACAUCCUUCUCAGGGCUACCUGACACAUGUAUAUGCAAAUGGCCACACACUUCCGAGCACACAUGUAAUCAUAUAUGUAAAUAUUUCAGCAUUCGGUCCGAGCACAUUAAGACAGCAUGACAUUCUCUGCUUUGUAUAUAACACUUAUGAUUGUACUGUAUGUGGUCAGUCAUACAAGUGGUUAGGCCUCGUUUGUACUCUAGGAUUUGAGCCAUGUAUGAAAACACGUCCCCAUAUCUCCAUGUAUUAUCUUGGUGCUUUACAAUGGGCUGCCUGUAGCACUGUACAAAAUAGGUUUCACUUUUUAGUUUGCUUUUCUGGAAGAACAGCAGUUACAUGUUAAGAGGGAGGAGUUCCGUCAUCAAAGAACGUUAUUUUAGCAUCAAACACAAGAGGCUUUGCAUGUUUAGAUGCUGCGGUUUGUUCAUUAGAUCAGUAUGAAGUGUUUUUGUUGCCAGGUAACAUCAGGUUUUUGGACUUUCUAUCUGGAGACCACGUAAGCUCCGUUUCCCAAAGGCUCCUCUUUAUCUUCGCUGCCAGGUCAAAGGUCAAGAAGCAAAUUGAUGCAGAGAUGCUUUUGGGAAAUGGGGUUAGGUUCGUUCUUUAAGACGGGAUUUAUCCAGACACCGAAGCCUCUAAAGCCUUUGUGACACAAAUCUGAUCAUCUCGGCAGCCUCAGAAGUGAAACUCUAUUCAGUACGUGGUCUGAUCUUCACCGUCUAGACAGCUACAAAAUGUCAGGUUAGUGAGAAAAAAAAAACAAAGCAGCUCUGAAAAUCUAUCCUCUAAGGAAAACUUGCUCGUUCUUGUAUUAGCGCAGAGAGCAGUGAGAGAAGAGUUUCACGAAGAGCCUGAGAGACACAAACAAGUUCAACUGAGCUCUGCAGAGCAGCAGAAAUAGAUCCUGGAUCACAUUUCAACUGCUGAGGCAAAGUUAACCAGACUAACUGCUGAGCAGAUCAUUUUCUCUGGGUGUGUGCGUGUGAGAGUCGAGUUGAGGAAAAUGGGUGUGUGUGUGUCUGACCUGCACAGAAACUCGUGGGGAAGGGGAGAUAUUUCACACCCACACCCACACCCACACACACACACACACACACAGAGCAUGCUGUUGCAUACUUCCUGGUCAACUGAUAUCCAAUUUCCUCCUGAUAAACGAUCAAAGCAUCAUUUUGGUUGAGAAUGUACGCUGUUGUUGAAGUGAUUGUAGAGUAGAAUGUAUUUACUCAUAGAAAGAGUAAACUUACUUUUUGUAGAGAAGCAUAUACAGAAUAUAUAUGGAUACAUACAUAUAUAUAUAUAUAUAUAUAUAUAUAUACACACACGCAUCUAUAUAUCUUUUGAACUACUCGUGUGUGUGUGUGUGUGUGUGUGUGUGUGUGUGUGUGUGUGAGUUGUUUUGGGCGCAUCCACCCUUUUACGAUUUAAUAUUUCUUUCCCCUUUUUAAAUUUUUAUUUAUGAUGCUUUGACAACGGUAGCGUUUUAUGAGUGACAAGUUGUUCCUGUAAAUAUUAUUUUUAUCAAUUUAUUUUAUUUUUGACAAAAGGGGAUUAAAAGAGACUUUUUCAUGAUGCUGCCUAUGAAAUUAUAAAGUUAUAUCUGUCCUCAGAAUCUAUUUGAUCCGAGUCAAUUUUGACAUGUAAACGGUGAGUGUUUCAAAAGAGACCGAUGACAAUGAAUGUGGGAUUAUUUUAAGUCACUGUAUUGAUCAUUUUAAUUGGUAGCAACAUUCACAGCGGUGAAGAUCUCUGGGCGUCACUGUUCUCGACAUAUUCUGCUUGAUGAAAUGAAAAUAAAACUGAGAAAGUGCUGAA